GUAAACUGUCAUGUCCGCUGUGUUAUUAACUUUGGGAUUCAGAAAAUUCUCAAACUACACCGCAAUAAAUGCAUUAGUUGUUUACAGAUAAUAACAGUAACAUAUUCUUGAAAGAAAAAAGACUCUUGUUUAUGCUUUCUCGUCUCAUGAGCGGAGAAUCCGUGUUCUACAGAAAUCAAGUUCUGGAUUGCUGUGGAGGCUUGAAUAACGUGGAUUACAGUCAGAUGGACAUGUCUGUGUUGGCAGACCUGUCGAGGUUCGUAGACCUGACAGAAUCCAGAUUCUGUGUAGCUGUCAUUGCUAUAAUUUUCAACCCUUUCUUCUGGAAUGUGGUUGCCAGAUGGGAGCACAGGACAAGGGGCCUGACACAACUUUUCGGUGGUCCUUACAUGGCCUGUUAUUCCCUCGGCGUUCUCAUCCUCCUCCUCAAUGUUUACCGUAGUCACAGUAUUACAGUUGCUAUGAAGGGACAGCCUCAAUGGGAGCUGCUGGACAAUGUACAGGUGUACUAUGCAGGAGCAUCUCUCAUGGCACUGGGUUUACUCUUUGUUAUCAGCAGUUUCCUGGCCCUGGGAUUUACCGGAACCUUUUUGGGUGAUUAUUUUGGCAUCCUCAUGGAUAAGAAGGUGACUGGUUUCCCUUUUAAUGUGAUAGACAACCCCAUGUACUGGGGCAGCACUGCUAACUACCUGGGCCUUGCCUUAAUGAAUGCCAGUCCUGUAGGGGUUGUCCUGGCCGCAGUGGUGGGUUUGUCCUACAGGAUAGCUAUUGUAUAUGAGGGACCAUUCACAGAGGAGAUCUAUCGACAGAGGAGCCAGCGCUGCAAGCACAAAUAGAAUGGAGCAUGUUUAAGGAUGACACCCAGCUUUCUUACUGCUGACACUGCUAGAUCUUGGAUAGGCAAAUGGAGAAUUGUGGAUGGAGACCAGGGAUACCCAUCAAUUUAAAUGUAAACACUGAUGCAUUUACAACAUCCAAAUGACGUGGAACUGUGUCAUCCUGAACAGGGUAAAGCGUAUUAUUGAUUUGUGAAUGAUCACAGCUGGAAAUUGCACAUGAACAAUAAUUUGAAAAUGAUAUAUAAAAAAUUCAUAGACAUAUACAACUUUUACUGCAGUGUUUUAGCUUUUCUUUUAAAUUGAAGUCAGACUAUGACUGCAAUGACAUUCUUUAAUGGUAGCAAUCAAAUAUUCAGCUUUUCUGUAUUUGUCCGUAAUCUGUAGUUUGUUCUUUUAUAUAUAAUUUAUCAUAAGCAUAAAAGAUACAAUUGUUGUAGAGGGUUUUUUUUUUUUCAUUAUUCAUUCAUAAUGUACGUCCAGGUUGAAAUCAGCUAAUUUAGGGUCCAUUUGUUGUAAUGUGAAAAGACAGAAAAGCUUUGAUCAGUUUACUUGAAUACAGUGGCAAGAAAAACUUUGUGAAACUUUUGGAAUUACCUGCAUUUAUGUAUAAAUUAUGUACAUAUUGAAUACAUCAUUCAAACAGUGUUGGUUGGAAAAAGUAUGUGAACCCCUAGGCUAAUGAUGUCAACAAAAAAUUAUUAGAGUCAGUUGGAAAACCUGGCAUCCAAUUAAUGAAAUGAGAUUGGAGUUAUGGGUCAGAGCUACUUUGACUUAAAAAAGCACUCCAACAUUUUGAGUUUGCUCUUCACAAGAAGCUUCUGCUGAUGUGGAUCAUGCAUCACAAGAAAAUGAUCUCAGAAGACCUACGAUUAAGAAUUGUUGCUUUGCAUAAAGCUGGGAAGGGUUGCAAAGUUAUCUCAAAGAACUUAGGGUUACACAUUAUUUUACAGUGUCCUUGUUUUAGUGUAAUUACACAUGUAAGUGCUGACUAAUAUUACUUAACAACAUGUACUUACUAUAGGUUUAGAGUUAGUUGCUUGUAAUUAUGCAUAAUUUACUGUUAUUACUUUUGUCAUUAUUUGUAAUACUUAUAACAAGGACGCUAAAAUAAUGUGUUAAUAUUAAUGUUAAUAGCUUAGAUAUUCAUCAGUUCGCAGUUAGACAAAUUGUCUAUAAAUGGAGAUGAUUUAGUUCUGUGGCUACUCUCACUAGAAGUGGCCGUCCAGUCAAGAUGACUCAAAGGGCACAUAGCAGAAUGCUCAAUGAGGUAAAAAAGAACCUUAGGCUAUGUUAAGACUGCAGGCAAAUCAGAUUUUUUUUCUCAAAUCAGAUCUUUUGAGGCAGACUGUCCACACUAUUAAUUGCAAGUGAUCAAAUCAGAUUUGUGCAUUCAGACAUAACCAACCAAUCUGCAUGGGUUGCUUUGGUAACGACGUAGGCGUAUCCUCGUGAUGAUGCUUUCAAAACAUCAGGGCACCAGUUCUGCCCUGUUCAGUUGCGGUGCAGAACUGGUAAACUGGUAAAUAUUGUGAUGUUCCGCGCUGCAGUUACCGUUUUUUUACGUCAUAAUUGUGUGUCGCAUUAAGAGUGACGCAAAAGACCAUUUGAAAUCUGAAUUGAGCAGCCAGUGAUUUCAAUCGCAUUUGAAACCACCUCCCGAUGUGGUUUGAAUCAGAUUCUGAACAAUCCGAUUUCAUGUGUUUUUUAAUGUCCAGACUAUCAAAAACUCAUCUGGAUACAAUCUGGAUAUGCUAAAUAUCUGAUUUUUAGUGGCAGUCUGAACUAGGCCUUAGAGUGACAGUUUAAGACUUGAAGGAUUCAUUGGAACUGGAUAACUUCGCUGUUCAUGAGUCUACGGUACAGAAAAUAUUAAACAGGCAUAGUGUCCAUGGCAGGACAUCCCGAAGUGAUUUGUGCUGUCCAACAAAAACAUUGCUGCAUGGCUCAAGAUUGCCAAAGACCAUCUUGACACUCCACAAUAUUACUGGAAAAAUGUUUAUUAGACUGAUGAAAUUAUUGUUUGGGAAGAACACGCAGCACUUUGUAUGACGUGAAAAGGGCACCGUAUACCAACAUGAAAACAUCAUCCCAACAGUGAAGUACGGUGGAGGGAGCAUCAUUAUUUGGGGCUGCUUCGGGCCUGGACCACUUGCCAUCAUCAAGGGAAAAAUUAAUUAGCAUGUUUAAUUAGAUGUCUUACAGGAUAUUGUCAGGGUGGCUGUGCCUGCUAAAGCUCAGUAGAGGUUGAGUGAUGCAGUCGGACAAUGAACCUAAACAUCAAAGUAAAUCAAUUAUAGAAUGGCUUAAAAAAAGAAAAUUCACCUUUUGGAGUGUCCCAGUUAGAGCCCAGACCUUAACCCAAUAGAGAUGCUGUGGAAUGACCUCAAGAGAGCCUUUCACACCUGACAUCUUCAGAAUAUGACUGAGCUGAAGCAGUUCUAUAAGGAAGAAUGAUCCAAUAUUCCUUCUGAAUGCGCAGGUCUAAAACGCAGCUACGGGAAAUGCUUGGUUGAGGUUAUUGCUGCCAAAGAAGAAUCGACCAGUUAUUAAAUCCAAGGGUUCACUUUCUCUUUCCACAGCACUGUGAAUAGUUAAUGGGGUGUGUUCAAUAAAGACAUAAUUAUAAGAUUAUAGUUGUUUUUGUUUUGAUCUCUUAAUCAGUGCAUGGCUCACACAGCCAGAUCCUAAAAUUGCUGCAAUAGCGCUUUUCUUUUCUUAUCAGGGAUUAUAUUCACCAGACGCACAGUUACAAAAGAACGGACUCUGUCUCUUACAGGUUUUGGUGAGGCUACAGCUAUAAAGUAUCUGAGCUUUGUCGCUUGAUCCAUCUGGUAUUUGAUGCUGUCAGCAUUAUAGAGACACACUCCUGCUCCCUUGCAACAGAACCAAUCAAUUUGUCAGUGACAGUCUUUAAACCAUGUGAUAUCUUUUGUUGACAAUCUCACUUGAAAAAUAAAUUACGCUUGCAGUCAUUACAUAAUACAAGCACAGACCAGACUUUGUUUUCAAAACAAUCAAUUUGAGUCAAUCAAUUUUUUGUGCCCAAAGUCAAUAAUUGUUUUCAGAAUGUCCUAUUAAAAAAGAGAAAUAUCAAACCAUCAUAUACCUAAAUGAUUUGCAUCCAAUAAUAAUUCUUCUUAUAACUAUGUAU
This is a messenger RNA of Xyrauchen texanus (razorback sucker), 3990 nucleotides long. It is a transcript of the gene pemt, whose product is annotated as phosphatidylethanolamine N-methyltransferase. Gene Ontology annotation, molecular function: phosphatidylethanolamine N-methyltransferase activity. Gene Ontology annotation, biological process: phosphatidylcholine biosynthetic process. The transcript is spliced from 7 exons. NCBI's taxonomy places the organism in Eukaryota, Metazoa, Chordata, Actinopteri, Cypriniformes, Catostomidae. The record is from RefSeq and is a predicted model, not a curated record. The coding region runs from base 132 to 836 and encodes 234 amino acids.